This is a messenger RNA of Astyanax mexicanus (Mexican tetra), 1304 nucleotides long. RefSeq lists its product as uncharacterized. The transcript is spliced from 5 exons. Bases 28 to 753 code for a protein of 241 amino acids. Lineage: Eukaryota; Metazoa; Chordata; Actinopteri; Characiformes; Acestrorhamphidae. The record is from RefSeq and is a predicted model, not a curated record.
AUACACACACGCCGCUGUAAAGCUGACAUGUCUGUAAGGUGCUUAACCCUUCUGCUAAGCCUGUAUCUGUCCUUUCAAAAAGCAUGGACAGACACUUCUCUCGACGUGACCUCUGGUCUGCAGUACAGCUUUAAAGAUCCAGACUCAGUUACUGUUAUAUGCGAGUAUAAUUGGGAGAAAGGCUGGGAAGUUGCUGUAAAGCUCAAAGCUAACAACAAUGUAGUUUGUGAGACAUCUCAAAAAAGAAGAGACUGGUCUCAAGAAGGCAACCAGACCAAGUUCCACCUGAAAAAUUUUACUUCUGACCAGAAAAAACUCUCCUACACAUGUGAGGUUUUUCGACAUGACCCUCUUCCAGUACUCAAGGGAGAAGGGCAUGCAUUCAGGUUGUUUCCAGAAUCGCACAUUCUUCCCAAUAUUCCGUGUAACAGCACGGAGACUACCAUUGUCAUCCCCCCUCCUGAGAUUCCCUGCCGUCCCAACACUCUCAUCUGGGCCUGGGCUCUGAUCGGUCUGAUGCUCCUUUUGUGUCUCUACAGCCUGAUUAUCACCAUUCUCUACAUUACGCUGAAGAUUAAAUGGUCUCAAGAGUUGAACGACACAUUAACUUAUGUUCCAAUGCAGAAGCAAGUGAGACAGAAGAAUGCAGACAAGAACGCAGAAUACAUGGAUAUGCGUAAAGUGCCCCCAAUGGCAGCAACUGUCAGAGAUAUGAACCACAACUCUCAUCGGCUUCCUGCUGCCUUCAUGUGAUCCAUCUUCAUAUACUAUCAUGUGUAUGUUUACAUCAUGCAGCCUGUGAUGUAUUCACCUCAUCAAGGAGAUUCAGAAGAGCCAGUCACAUCCACACAAGCCUCACUGCUGUAAAGACACAAAAUGAAGAAGUAUAUAUAACACACUUUCAGACAUAACUGUCAAUAAAGGCAGGAAUAUAAAUAACAAAAAAUAGGUAGUGUUUUGAUUAUCCUAUUACAAGGGCGCAUUUACAUUGGGGUGGGGUGGGAUAUACAUUAUUUUGCAGCGCAGGAACAUUCUUUUCUUGCAGUUGAUAUGUUGGAGGCAAGUGCAAGUAUUAGAGUAAGUGGGACCUACAAUCUAUUAGGCAGGUGGCUUUAAUGUAAUGGCUGAUGGUGCAUAUUGCUAUACUUUAUUGUUGUAAUUGUAUUACUGUAUUUCCUAUGCUAAUAUUUUAUAGUGGCUUGGGCAUCAUAAUGCUAAACUUUAAAUUUAUAUAUAUAUACUGGCAAAUACACAUUCAAUAUAUGUUAUAUUUUCUUGACAAAUAAAACAUAAUGAACAAACUG